GCACAUCCACAGAAUUAACUUCAUCUUCAUCUUUUUCUUCGCCUGAGACAAAAAAAGAAUGGUGAGCUCGACGCCAUUGUCGUCCUCUUUCUUAACAGUUCCUUGGAAGUUGUCUACUCAUAGCAAUUGUCCGAGCCAAACAACUCUCUGGUUCUCCCAGAAACAGUCGUCGUCUCUCCGUGUUCGCGCCGCAAAACUCCCUGAAGGGAUGAUAGUACCAAAAAGGAAACCCGAAUUCAAGCCAGCGUUUCAGGGAUUCACAUAUACAGCUGAAAUAUGGAACUCCAGAGCUUGUAUGAUUGGUCUCAUCGGAUCCUUCAUUGUUGAGCUGAUUCUGAACAAAGGAAUACUUCAGUUGAUUGGUGUUGAAGUUGGGAAAGGGCUAGAUAUUCCUCUCUAAUUUUGAUAAUCUUCUUCUUCUUCUCACAACUCAUAAAAACUCUUUGCAAUACUCUCUUGGCUUAUUUCUUAUGUAAACAAAGAGCUUACUACCUAUAAUUCUCUAUAUAUAUUAACAGUUAAAAACAUAUGUUGAGAAUGAGAACUGUCUGAUUAAUAA
This is a messenger RNA of Capsella rubella, 559 nucleotides long. RefSeq names its product light-harvesting complex-like protein OHP1, chloroplastic. The record is from RefSeq and is a predicted model, not a curated record. NCBI's taxonomy places the organism in Eukaryota, Viridiplantae, Streptophyta, Magnoliopsida, Brassicales, Brassicaceae. Bases 59 to 400 code for a protein of 113 amino acids. The transcript has 3 exons.